CCACCUGGUAACACCGAUAUUUUUACAAAAUGGUGGCUUCGCGGAGAAAUUAGUGGCUAAUAAUUCUAACAAAAAGCACUGAAUUUGGCCAGCGAAAUAUUGGAAAUUGCUGGCGAAAACACUCGCAACGACGCUGGCCGCAGCCCGCUGGUGGAAAAGUCGCGGAAAAGCGCCCACGAAACGCGCACGGACCGAGUGAAAAUAUUCGUUGUGCGGAGGCAAUAAAAAACGCAAGCUAGCAACCAAAGUGCGUGCCUGUGUGUGUGUGCCAGUGUGUCUGUGUGCCGUGUGAGUGUGCGUCUGUGUGCUGCGUGUGCCUGUGUGCGUACGAGUGGCGCUGUUGGUGUGUGUGUGCGCAAAGUGUAUGCAAAAAAAGAAGAAGAGAAACGGAGAAGAGCAUUAAAAAGCAACACCAACGACGAGUUUCACGCGCCCAACAACAAAAAAAAGGCAGAAAAGCAGAAGCAGCAGCAGCAACAACAAUUAGCCCACAAGCAGCAGGAGCAGAAACAACAAAAACAACCACUAAAGCAGCGACGACAGAGAGCUAAAUAGAAAAAAAAGCGCAAAAAACAAAAGCAAAACCUGUGUUUGUGCAAAUUAACCAAAAUAUACAUUUCCGGCUGCCCCCUCGCUGAGCAACAAAAACAACUAUAACAACGACAACAGGAGCAGCAACACAACACAACUCAACCAGCCGACCGCCCACCCCUUUCCAUCGCUUCCAUCGACCCAGAACGCCAUAAUCAGCAUCAACAUCAUCAUCAUCGCUUGGAGUCUGAAGUCUGGAGUCUAGUGACUGGAGUUACUUUGCCGCCUGCUGCUGGAGAGAGGAGCUUCGGGUGGAACGCCUCGAGCAUCUAUACACCCCGACCCCGGAUUCAUGUUGAAUUUUCAUAUCGUAGAGGGCAUAAAAAGGCUUAACACUGGACCGGAAGCGUGUUUUUAAAGGGUGAUGGCGGCCUCCACUCAAGGAGAAAUUCGAGUGGGUCCCGGCCACCAGGUAAACGAUGUCUAUGCAAAACUGCCCGAUUAUAAUCCAAUCUCAAGCUUCCCCAUCGACAAGGAAACCGAUGAACGUGAACUAGAGGAAUCAAGAUGGAGUCCAGGCGUUGUGGCCGAUGGCGAUUUGUUAAUGUUCUUGCGUGCGGCUCGCUCCAUGGCUGCAUUUCAAGGAAUGUGUGAUGGCGGACUAGAAGACGGUUGUUUGGCUGCCAGUCGCGACGACACCACAAUAAACGCACUCGACGUGCUCCACGAUUCUGGCUACGAUCCAGGCAAAGCUCUACAAGCACUCGUAAAGUGCCCCGUUUCGAAGGGCAUCGACAAGAAGUGGACCGAGGACGAAACGAAAAAGUUCAUCAAGGGUCUGCGACAAUUCGGCAAGAACUUCUUCCGCAUCCACAAGGACCUGCUGCCGCACAAGGACACGCCGGAGCUGGUCGAGUUCUACUAUCUGUGGAAGAAGACGCCCGGCGCGAACAACAACCGGCCGCACCGGCGGCGUCGACAGAGCGCCCUGCGCCGCAACCGUGUCACGCGGGCGAACAACAGCAAUAGCAAUACACCUCCCAAGAAGGAGGACACGCCGGAACCACAAACUGCGACGACGGCGACGGCGGCGGCGACCGCGGCGUCCGAGACGGCGAGUCGCUCCUCGCCCGCUGUCUCCAAGGAGGAGAACAGCUCGCUCACCGAGGACGACGCCAGCGAGUGCGACAGUGAUUCGAGUCUGACCCACAAAAGGGAUGAAUCACCCUCAAGGAUGAGGACGCGAAACAAGCAACAGAACAACAACAGCAGCACCACCAGCAGCAACAACAACGCAGCCGGAAACGGCAGUGGCGGCGGUUCAGCCGCCUCCGUGGGCACAGGUUCAACCGGUGGCGGCGGUGCCGCUGGCGGCAACAGCUCUUCCAAGGACCAGUCGUCGGCCAACGCCGUGGCUAAUGGCAAGCGGCCCAAGCGCGGCUCCGAGACGCCGGACGCCUCCGGCGGAGGAGCCGCCUCUGUCGAUAGCCCCAAGACGCCCACAAAGGCCGUGGCCGAGAGUUCGGCCACCAAGCGCAAGGGUGGCAAGCAGGACACGCCCAACAAGAAGAAGCGCACGGAGCAGGAGCCCAGCGAGCCGAGCGCUCAAGAGGAGAGUGCGAGUGCCGUGGUCAAGGACAAGCGCAAGCGGCCGGACAGUCCGGUGGAGAGCAUGAACUCGGACAGCCGGCCGGACUCCGUGCUCGACGACGGGGAGUCCAACACGACGGACACCACCACCGCCGAGCAGCAGUCCACCAAGGACAGCAAGGAGACGACGGUCAGCUGCAAGGAGGAGCGCGACAUGGUCACCAACGACCUGGAGGCCAAGGCCGAGGAGAAGGCCAUCAAGGCGGAAGCCUUGGCGGAGGACAGCAAGGACAGCGCCAUCAAGAACAUGGAUGAGGAGACGAACAUCCAGGCGCCGAGCAGUGUGGAGACGAGUUCCACGGACGGACCAAAUCCCAAUGUGGUUUCCAAUCCUGUGGCGCCGCCGAUUACCAUGAAGGUGCCUACCAUCGCCACCGUGGAGGCUCUGAAUGCGUCCGUGGACCGCAAGGAGGCCAUUGAAAAGAUGGAGACGGCGUGCGACAGUGAUCCGGAGAUGCUCAAGAAGCUGGCCACCAUCAAGCAGGAAGCUUCUCCGCAGCACCAGCAGCAGCAGCACCUGCAGCAGCAAUCCCAGCAGAUGCAGCAACAACUUGCGCCGGUCGGCAUCCAGCCUCCUCCAGUGUGUCCGCCUUCAGAAAGCGUCUACAUCAAGAAAGAGCCGUUGGAGGACUCGAUGGACGCCACCUGCAAUCAGAACAGCAACGAACCGCAGGACCUGAAGGUGAAGAUCGAGAUCAAGAACGAGGAUGCGCUGAAGCACAGCUCCGCAGGUAUGCCACCAUCGGGUCCCGGAGGUAUCCCGCCCUCGGCCCUGCACCCGCUGUCCGGGGCACCAGUGGAGAGCGGUCAGCAGGAGCCGCUGCAUCUGCAGCACCUGCCCCAUGGCCCGGUGCCACCGCAGCCGCCUGCCGGCUACCUAAUCGAUGGCCAGCUGAAGUACGGGCCUCCGGGACAGGGCGGACCGCCUUCACAGCCUCCGCAGCUGCAUAGCGAUGCGGCGGGACCAGGCGGCGGAGCUCCUCCAGGGGCGCCAACAACGCCGCAAAAGUAUGCGCCGGACAUGGAGCUGAAGUUUACUCCCCAGGAUCUCAAGUAUCCGCCACCGCCGCCCCUCGAUGCGCUCAAGUACAGCCAGGAAAUGCAGGCGGCGGCGGCGGCAGCAGCAGCAGCGGCUGCCGGCAAAUACGAAAUGAAGUACAUGAUGGAGCAACCCGGCAAGUACCCCGUGGAGCUGUCGGCUGCCCACCAGGCACAGGGCAAACCGGGCUACCAGGACUCGCUGAAGAUACCGGACGUGAAGCCCGGCUUUGGUCACCUGCCGCACAACGUGGGCUCGCCGCUGGACGUCGCGCACAAGUACGGUCCGCCGCCCACUUCCCAGGAGUCGCAGCAACCGCCCCAGCCCUCCGCGCACCAGGUGCCGCCGGGAGCGACGCCACCGCCUGGCAUCGCCAUGCCCAAGCCGCACUACCAACACGAAGUGCAGACGCCGCCGCUGGGACGGCCCUUCGAGCCCUCGGGCCUGAUGCUCAAGUACAGCGACCCGCUCUCGGCCAAGUACGGUCCGCCGCAGGAUCUGAAGUACCCGCCGAUGCCGCCGGUCUCGCAGGCCCAGGGACCCUCGGACGUGAAACCGUACGGCGGCGAGAACCUCAUCAAGUCCUCGCAGUACGGACCGCCGCCAGAGAGUCCCAUCGACGCCUCGGCCCGCUCCACGCCCGGCCAGGACAGCCAAGGUAGCAACAGCAACUCGCAGCCGCCUUCGAUGCCGCCGCAGCCGCAGCAGUUCCAGUCGCCGCACCCCUCGCCGCACAUGCCUUCGCCAGCUGGCCUGCCGCCCGGGAUGCAUCCGCAAAAUCUCAUCCACGGCCCGCCUCCUGGCUCGGCAGGCGGCCCUCCGCCGCCGCCCACGUCGCUGCACCAGCCAACUCCGACGGCCCCGGGCCCAGGUCCGCCGAGCUUGCAGCACGGCCUGCAUCCGAGUCAGCAGCAUCCGCAGCUCUCGGUCGCCUCGUCGCUGCCGCCCAGCUCCAUUGGGAUUCCACCCACGCUGUCGACUAUGGCGCCCUCGCAUAUGCACCCCCACCUGCACCCGCACGCGCACCUGCAGGGUCUGCACCGGCCGCACGACCUGCCGCCCAGCAUGCAUCCGCAUGCGCCCAUGCCGCUGUCGCUACAGGGGCAUCCACAGCACGGUCACGGCAUGCCGCCCUCGCAUGCCUCCCAACAGCAGCAGCAGCAGCAACAACAGCCGCCGGGCGGACCGGCCGGCACCGUGCGUACUCCCUCGCCUGCCCAGCAGCAGCCGCCACGAUCCCUGCACGACCCGCAGUCGUCGCGGGAGCCGCCCAACUCCCAGCCCUCAACCACGAUGGCGGGAUCGAGUUCGGCUCCUGGGGGACCGCCGCCGCAACAGUCUCCGCAUGCGCAUCGGACGUCGCCACUGCCGGGACUCUCGGGCAACGGGCCACCGCCGCCGGGGCUGAUCGGGCACCCGAUGCCGAUACACCCGCACCUGGCCCACCUGCCGCCGGGUCAUCCGGCCCACGCGGCGCUGGCUCAUCCGGGUCACCACCUGCUGUCACACUCGAUAGCCGGCCUUGGACCUGGCGGUGGACCCAUUGCCUUGCUGGCCGGACCCGGCGGCCUCGGAGGUAUUCCGGAGUCCGCCCUGAGUCGUCGCACCCCGCCCUCGCACCUGCCACAUUCACACGCCUCCUCGGGCCCGGUGACGCCGCAUUCGGUGGCCGCCAGCAUGGCGCCCACCAGCGUGUCCCUGACCACCAGCACGGUGCCCUCGUCUGCCUUCAGUCGCGCCAGUCCCAGCGUGCAGAUCUCCGGCAGCGGCGGCGGCGCUCCGUCUGGUCCUGGCAGCGGUGGACCUGGAGGAAUGCAGAAUUCCUCGGCAGCGGCUGCAGCAGCAGCAGCGGCAGCUGCUCAUCGCGCGGCGUCACCUGCGUCCAGUGUGGGCAGCCUGAGCCGGCAGAGUCCAUUGCAUCCGGUGCCCCAGUCUCCGCUCAGCCAUCAUCCCUCGUCCUCCGCGCUGUCCGCAGCGGCGGCUGCCGUGGCGGAGAGGGAUCGGCACGCGUUGCUGCGGCAGCAAUCGCCGCACAUGACGCCGCCGCCGGUAUCCAACGCCUCCCUGAUGGCCAGUCCGCUGAGCAAGAUGUACGCGCCACAGCCGGGCCAGAGGGGUCUGGGCACGUCGCCGCCGCCGCACUUGCGGCCAGGCGCCUCGCCGCCCGUCAUUCGUCACCCGCAGAUGCCUCUUCCGCUGCCGCUGAUAGCGCCUGGCGGCGGUAUUCCGCAGAUCGGAGUGCAUCCGGGUCAGUCUCCGUAUCCGCACCCGCUCCUGCAUCCCUCGGUGUUCUACUCGCCGCACCACCACCCCUUCAACUCGCCGUAUGGCUAUGCCCCGUACGGUCCCGGUUUCCCGGCCUACAUGAAGCCGCCGCCGCCGGCUGGACCCCUGGAUCCGGCCGCAGUGAUGGCCGCCCAUCAUGCCGGCCUGCAGGGUCCGCCGCCGCAACAGGUGCGCCAGGAUGAGCAGAAUGCGGCAGCCGCUGCUGCAGCAGCAGCAGCUCAUUCUGCCGAGAAGCAGCACGCCGCCGCCGCCGCGGCUGCAGCAGCCCAGCAGCUGAAGGCGCCGCAGCAGCAACAGCAGCAGGGCGGAAUGCAGCCCAACAAGCCGCCGACGCCAAAGACGCCACAGGGACCUGGCGGCGGGAUGCCGACUGGAAUGGGCGGCCCGGGAACACCGACGGGACUGCCGCCAGGCGCCUAUCCGGGCAGCCACAUGCCGGGCUAUCCGCCAGGACCGCCCCAUGGAUCGCCCUUUGCGCCGCAGGAUGGCCAGCCGCACGGCAUGAAGCCAACUUCGCACAUGGAUGCCCUGCGAGCGCAUGCCCACUCGGCCAAUUCGUCGGGCCUGGGCGGCGGGCAUCAUCCAACGGAGCCACUGCCCAUUGAUAUAGAGCCGGAUCCGGAACCAGAGAUACCCAGUCCCACGCAUAACAUACCACGCGGACCCAGUCCCGAGGCGAAGCCGGACGACACCGAAUGCCAUCGCUCCCAGUCUGCCAUAUUUGUGCGGCACAUCGAUCGGGGGGAUUACAAUUCGUGCACGAGAACGGAUCUGAUCUUCAAGCCGGUGGCCGACUCGAAGCUAGCCCGCAAGCGCGAGGAACGCGACCGGAAGCUGGCCGAGAAGGAGCGCGAGCGGCGUCAGCAGCAGCAGCAGCAACAACAGCAGCAGCAACAGCAGCAAGCGGCCGCCGCUCAGCAGGCAGCGCAGCAGGCCAAGAUGAAGGCGGAGCUGAAGCCUCCAUAUGCCGAUACGCCGGCCCUGCGCCAACUGUCGGAGUACGCUCGUCCCCACGUCGCCUUCAGUCCUGUUGAACAGAUGGUGCCAUAUCAUCAUCCAAUGGGCCCCAUGUACAGAGAGAGGGAACUGGAGGAGAUCAAGAACGCACAAGCCGCUGCGGCGAGUCAGUCCCGACUUGAUCCGCACUGGAUGGAGUACUACCGACGCGGCAUCCACCCGUCGCAGUUCCCGCUGUAUGCGAAUCCGGCGAUAUCGCAGAUGGAGAGGGAGCGCCUGGGAAUUCCGCCGCCGCACCAUGUCGGCUUAGACCCGGGCGAGCACAUGGUGCGUAUGAUACGAUUGACGAGAGAAUAUCAUGCACACUCUCAUACUCAUUUACAUUUGCCUUUGCAUCCACAGCCGCAACCACCGGAGGCCGGUUUCCAACUGCCACCGAAUGUUGGCCAGUAUCCGCGGCCAAAUAUGCUUAUACCUAGGGAGCCGCACUCGGAUGUCCUGCUGCGCAUGUCCUAUGCCGAUCAACUACAGUAUUUACAGGCCGCCGAGUUCCAGCGACAGUCCCUGCAUGAUCAGUACUUCAGGAACCAGCUGCGUUAAUCCCGGGAGUGGACACACUCACCUACUGACCAAGGCAUACAGGAUCAAAAAGCAGAAACCAACUACAAGAAACUAAACUAAACAAAACAGGACACGAUGGUCGCAAUAUCUUUUAAGUAUCCUCUUCAUAGUGUAUAGUGUUAAACUCCUAAAAACCUAAGCGAGACGAGCGGGAAGGUAGGAAGAUGAUGUUGAAUACGGUCUAGACUUAGGAAACCGAUAAAGGCAAAGGAACAAAAAACAGACAAAACAACUUGGCACACACAAAUUUUUAUUGAGGUUUUCAAACUGCAUAUACAUAGAUACUAGUGUGUGUGCUGCACUUGGUAAAGAACUAGCCACUAAGCUAUAAAAAAUCAAUUGAUUUGGAAGACACGAGGAUAACUGAGCCAAGGCAAAAGCAAAACCAAAACACACAAACUCUCACCCGCACUUGCUGUGCAGGAGGCAAGGUACAUAACUUAGUGUAGGAAAAGGAUUAAGGAUACAUAGGCAAAGAGCGUUCAUACAUCUAUAUAUAUAUAUAUUCGAGUGUAUUGUACAAACGGAUUCGGAGUUUUCUUUCAUUUUGACACUCCUCUACCCAUAGUUAAGCAUGUGUUUUAAUUUUAAUGUACUUCCAGCCACAAUUGAACUAUUUAAAUGUACGGUUUAACAUACGCUUGCUGCUUGACCUUCGACCUUUUAGCUAAAAUAAAAAAAAAAGCAAAAAAAGAAAACAAAACACGCCAAUGCCUAGAUUUUGCUUCCGUUUGUGUUAGCCUAGCGAGCCUUGCUUACCCACUAAAUAAUUGCUACUCAUUAACUUAUUAUUUGCUAUUAUGACUAGAGUAUUAUUGUCGUCGGAAGUUUGUAAAAAGUGCAUAAUAAAUAACGAAACAAUGGGUAUUAAGUGGAAAGAUUGGACGCUGCUCCCCAGGCCCACACAAGCACAGCAAUCUAAAUAGGUGUGUCAUGAUGCCUGCAUUUGAAGCAGCCGCAAUUCGAGUGCUUAAUUUAUACAUUAGUAAUUUAUAUACAAUUUAUUAUACGCAAAAGCAUGCAUAAAAUAUAUAUUUAAAGCGGUUUAUAUUAAAUAUAAGGUCAACAAAGGAACGAGGGAGUGCAGAGAAGGAGCAAAACAAAGGGAAACAUAUUUUUAAAUACCGUUUUUUAUUUCACAUUUUGAAUAUACACAUUGAUAUAAAUAUAUUGUAGCUAUAUAUAUUACUUAUAAAACCUUAUUGUAGGAGUCUUGCAAGCGCAUAUUCAAUGGCACACAAACGACAAAAAUGAACAGAAAACAAAAAAUAAAAUACAAAAGCAACACAGAUUUUGCGUAGUUAACAUUUAAGAUUGUGUAAAGUAAAGAUCCAUACAUAUUUAUAUAUAUAUACAACAAAAACACACACAAAUGCAGCUAUAUUAUUGCAGCUAUAUUACUAAAUAAAUUAUAAAAAAAUAAGAAAACAACAAAAAAAGAAAUCAUACACAACUCGAUGAUGGCAACACACAAAAGAUAAAUUAUUGAAACCUGUAAAAACUAAGUAAAACAAAAAUAAAAUUAGUUACAUUAGUUACCAAAA
Molecule: messenger RNA, 8628 nt
Organism: Drosophila kikkawai
Lineage: Eukaryota; Metazoa; Arthropoda; Insecta; Diptera; Drosophilidae
Gene: Gug
Product: arginine-glutamic acid dipeptide repeats grunge
Cellular component (GO): nucleus
Molecular function (GO): transcription corepressor activity
Source: RefSeq, a predicted model, not a curated record